UUUUGCCGUCUUAAUACUGCAUGUACGAAAAUACUCUUUUUGACGUUUAUAUCCAGUUGUGGAGUAAUAUUUAAUUGAAAACAAAGCAGCUGUUAUCGAAAAAGGGGGAACAAAAUUAGCUGUUGUUUCUCACGCCCAUGUCAGACAGGCUUGAGGCGCCCGACGCGUGUUGGGUGGCAGCUGUAGGACCCCGCCUGGUUGGAGACGGAGAGAAAGAGAGAAAGGCAGAAACCGGUACAGCGCCUGUCUGUUACCGUUUAUUUUUUUUAUUAUCAUCACCACCAUCAGUAUCCCGGUGGUUUACAACAAAGGGAACGGUUGGGAGUGACCGAGAACGCCUGUGUGGAUAUUCAUCUGUUCAUUUCUAGUGCUGUGUUGAAACCGAAGGUUUUUGUGUUUUGUUUUUAUUAACUUACAUUUAUUUUGGGGACUAUCGCGGCGAUUCAUGAUGAAUACCCUAGAUUCAGUGGAUCGGGUCGAGUUGUGCGAUAGUCUGAUGACAUGGAUACAAACCUUUGGUGUUGAAACAUCAUGUAAAAAAAUAGAUGAUCUCACGAAUGGGGUUGUGAUGGCUCAAGUUCUUCAAAAAAUAGAUCCUGCAUACUUUGAUGAAAACUGGAUAAACAGGAUCAAAACAGAGGUUGGAGAUAAUUGGAGAUUAAAGAUCAGCAACUUGAAGAAAAUUUUAAAAGGCAUUCUUGACUACAAUCAUGAGAUUUUGGGGCAGCAGAUUAAUGACUUCAUACUCCCGGACGUUAACCUGGUAGGAGAGCACUCUGAUGCUGCUGAGCUCGGAAGAAUGCUGCAGCUCAUUUUGGGCUGUGCUGUUAACUGCGAGCAGAAACAAGAGUAUAUCCAGACAAUUAUGAUGAUGGAGGAGUCUGUUCAACAUGUUGUCAUGACAGCAAUUCAAGAGCUGAUGAGCAAAGAAACUCCAGUGGCGGCAGGGAAUUACGCUUAUGUUGACCUUGAUAAACAGCUUAAGAAAACCGUAGAGGAAUUGAAUGACGCAUUGGCAACAAAAGAAGAAAUCGCACAAAGGUGUCAUGAGCUGGAUAUGCAGGCAUACCUUGUUCAAGAGGAGCGAGGUAGACUGAGAUUAGAGUGUAUUGAACUAGACGAAAGGGUUGCAGCUCUGCAGGAGGAGAAAGGCAGCUUGCUGGCAGAAAACCAGAUCCUUAUGGAACGACUCAACCAGUCAGACUCCAUCGAAGACCCCAACAGCCCUGCUGGGAGGAGACACCUGCAGCUGCAGUCCCAGUUAGAUCAGCUCCAGGAAGAAACGUUUAGAUUAGAAGCCGCUAAAGAUGAUUACAGGAUACGGUGCGAGGAGCUGGAGAAAGAAAUCGGGGAGCUGCGAGGACAAAAUGAGGAGCUGACAUCGCUGGCAGAUGAAGCCCAGUCUCUGAAGGAUGAGAUGGAUGUCCUUAGGCAUUCUUCAGAUAAGGUGGCCAAACUGGAGGGCAUGGUGGAUUCCUACAAAAAGAAGCUGGAGGAUCUGGGAGACCUGAGGAGACAGGUGAAGCUGCUGGAGGAGAAGAAUACUCUGUACAUGCAGAACACAGUCAGCCUGGAGGAGGAGCUGAGGAAAGCUAAUGCAGCACGCGGGCAGCUGGAAACAUACAAGAGACAGGUUGUGGAGCUCCAGAACAGAUUGUCUGAAGAGUCAAAAAAAGCAGACAAGAUGGAAUUUGAAUACAAAAGGUUAAAAGAAAAAGUGGAUUCUCUACAGAAAGAAAAAGAUCGAUUGCGCACAGAGAGAGACUCCCUGAAAGAAACGAUUGAAGAGCUGCGAUGUGUACAAGCACAGGAAGGCCAACUCACGGCAGGUCUCGUUCCACUGGGCAGUCAGGAUUCCACCGACUGUUUGGCUGCAGAAAUUGUUACACCUGAAUACAGAGAGAGGCUCAUUCGGCUGCAGCAUGAAAACAAGAUACUGAAGCUGAAUCAGGAAGGUUCAGACAAUGAAAAGAUUGCCUUGUUACAGAGCCUAUUGGAGGACGCCAACAGCAGAAAGAAUGAACUGGAGACUGAGAACAGAUUAGUGAACCAGAGACUGUUGGAGGUACAAUCCCAGGUAGAAGAACUUCAGAAAUCAUUACAAGAGCAGGGCUCAAAGGCGGACGACUCAAUAAUUCUAAAGAAGAAAUACGAAGAGCACUUAGAAAAGUUGCGGGAGGUACAUAGCGAGCUUCAGAAGAAAAGAGCUUAUAUUGAAGAUUUGGAGCCAAAAUACAACAGCAGCUCUCAGAAAGUUGAAGAGUUAGAAGAAGCUUUACGAAAGAAAGAUGAAGAUAUGAAACAAAUGGAAGACAGAUAUAAGAAAUAUCUGGAAAAAGCUAAAAGUGUAAUCAGAACCUUGGAUCCCAAACAGAACCAGGGAUCAGCGCCUGAAGUUCAAGCUCUUAAGAACCAGCUGCAGGAGAGGGAGAGGAUGCUGCAUUCAUUAGAGAAAGAAUAUGAGAAGACAAAAGGCCAGAGAGAUCAUGAAGAGAAGCUGAUAGUUUCUGCUUGGUACAAUAUGGGGAUGGCCCUCCAGAAGAAAGCUGCAGAGGACAGGCUCGCCAGCACUGGUUCGGGCCAGUCGUUUCUUGCACGUCAAAGGCAGGCAACCAGCGCAAGAAGGUCAUAUCCUGGGCACGUCCAGCCAGCUACAGCCAGGUAGAGAAGCUGGAGCUUAGCCUGAGGACACAUCAGCCACGCAAUCGUGUAAUUGCACAUCAUAGCAAUUCGGGAGAAAUCGUCUCAUUUUGGUGAACAUUCAGUACUGUACAGCUUCGGGAGUUUUCUGUUGCUUUGCUUAUGUUUAACUUUAUCUUUUCAAGUCAAUUGUAUUAUGGUUUCAUAUACAUUUAUAUUAUGCUAUGGAUUUAAACAGAGAUGCCAACCUUUAAGAUUUAGAUGUAUUUACCAUUAUUGGGGCCCAUUCACUUAAAAAAUGCUUCUAUGCAUUUCUAGAUUAAUAUAAUCGGCGAGUUCCACAGAUCUCUUAAGUGCUCGUAUAGCUUACCAAAUGUUAUGUAGUUCAAUAUUAGUGGUAAUCGGGGUCUGUGAAACCAGCCAAACAUGUUUAAAUAUGAUCCUUACAAAUUGGAGGCGGUGCUGUGCAGUGCAGCGAUAUGCAACAAAACACGAGUUAAAAAACAUUAAAAAGAAAAAAGCUGUUAGUUUACAAAAGUGAAGCAGAAUACUCAAGACAAAUAAAGGAGGGGAAAUAAAACAUCUUGAAGAAGGCCAAUGUUUAAAUAUAUAGAUUAAUAAAAUACAUGAAGAUACUAAGAAACACAAAUAAACCUUCAAUAUGUGUCAUACACUUUUGUGUCAGUACACUGCCCCUCAAAUGACAGAUUUCAUGUUUUGACAUUCUGUGGAAAUUAAAAUGGUGCAUCUUGCUGUUGCAAGUGAGUUUCAGUCAUGAUGGUCUAGGUGACAAAUCUGACCAACUUUGAUAAAGGGCUGGUUUUGUUGACAGCUUCUUCCAUAUGAAAAACUGCAUAAAUUACAGAUUUUACACUGGGAAUAGUCUCAAAAAGGAAUUAGAGUGAGUUAGCAUAAAAGAAUGGUGCAUUUUCAACACCUUGCAGACUAUUAACAUUGGAUCAGUUUUGCCUUUGCAGCCCAUAGUGGCUAGUCACCCUAUUGACAGAGUUAUGACAAAUGUUUCAGAUUUAUUUGACUAACACCUAUAUACCUUUGUCAUCAGAUCAGCUAAUGCAAAUAUUGAUUCCACUCGUCCACCGGCAUCUUAACCAAAAUCCAUAGCAGCACUGUGCCACUUUACUCCCCUGUCGAGUGAAUUGUCACUAUUAGUAUUGCAUUCACCUAAAACCUACUGUGCCAACCGUCAACUAAACUUUAGUAUGUGCUGUAGGCUGCUCUUUGUUGAUAAUGAUCAAAUCUGUUUGGUUUUAAUAUUGUAUCUGAAAUUAUAAUUUUAAUAUAUUUUACUAAUUUUAAAAUUAUACAAAUACAGUGACUGGACAAAAAAUAAAAACACCUUGGAUAUAUAGCACACACUUUUCUGUAAACUAGCUCUUAAUCACAUGAUGACUCACUUGUGUAACUGUCAUCCCUGACAUCUGUUCUGCAAUAUGUCAGUGCCACAUCUUCAGGUCAGUUUCAGUCACAAUGGGAUAGACAGCUGAUCCGAUAGUCUUGAGGGUAGCAGGUGCUUCCUUAUCUGAAACUGCUCAAAAAUGAAUGUUUUACAAGGAAAUGUAAGUGGGCCAUCCUGGGGAACAUUUUUCAUUGCCGAUUUCCACCCCCUGCAGUACAUCCCUGAAAGAAUAACAUGCUGGAAAUCAUUGAGGAAUGUUCAUGUAUCCUUUGUCAUGUCAAAUCACUGCCAUCCAGGCCUCCCAUUUUGGCCCAGCACGCUAACGACACUAAUGAAAGGUGUUUCAAAUGUAUUUUUGUCCAACACCUGUACAUUUUACUUCUUGUUUUUUAUUUCAAAAUGGAUUGUACUUAAAGGGUAAAAAACUUCAAGUGUCAUUGCUUUUAUUUGUUCAACUUUCCCUUACCAUUUUAUUAGGGGUACAACCAUUCCGAGUGAUGUUGCUUGAAGAUUACAUUUUAAGUUAAACCAACAUCCACAUUUUUGUACUUCCUGAUUCCAAAGACAUCACAUGAUCGGUUGCUUUCUCAACUCUUCUGGCCCCACCUUAUUCUACUAUUCCGAUUGGUUCAGCAGAGUGUAAAGGUUACCGCAUUAUAUGAUUUUUUUGGACUCAGUAGGUACAAAAGCAGCCUGCAAAUAAGAUUCCACAGGCUCUGGUAAAUUAUGAUUUGAAUUCAAUUUUGGAGCAAAAGAACUCCAAACCAGUUGGAAUAAUUGUUAACUGCAUAAAAAUGUAAGGGAUAGGUGAGAAAAUAAAUAAAAUAAGAUUUGAAGCUACCAACCCUUUUAAUAAUUGAACAUUGAUUGUUUUAAUAACUUUUUUAUUUUAUUUUCAAGCCAUGGCUGCCUAACCUUUUUACAAGGCUUAACAGUGGAUUGUAGCUUAACCCUACCUCAGCGGCUGCUUCCAGGACAGUUAAGAUCACAUUUAUUUUGUUACUCUGUAUUAUUUUAUAUUACCAGGUUAUUUCUUAACAAAAAAACAAAGCCACUUAGUAUUAACUUCAAAGUUACAUUAUGUUAUCAGUAAAACUACAAGAAGACUAACAAUUGGGCUAAAACUAAUUUUUUGAAUAUUUAUUAUUAAUAUAUUUCAAAUGGUUUAAUCAGAGAUAUCAUUAUCUCCAAACCUGAGCAAUACUUCCAUAUAUGAAUGACGGAAACUUUAGAACAAAUUAUAUUUUAUAUUGUGCAAAUAGUGAGUCCCUUUUUGAUAACCGGGGAAAGAUUACCUGGUUGCAGCAGAGAAAACACCACCUUUUGUACAUGACUUCAUACAGUAAUGGAAGCAUACAUUUGCGCUGCGGUUUUCUUCAUUUGAGACAAGGUACCCCUGAAUCCACAACAUUGUUUGUGUUUAAAAUUAAGAAAUAAGGUAGUUAGGAAGAAACAUUUUAAUGUAUUUGAAUAGCUAUGGCUUUAUAGUCAAUAAAAAAAAACGCAUCAUUUCACAAUGCCAGCAACCAAUCAAUAAAAAUUCAAAUCAAAAUCUAUCUUUGCAAAAUUGCCUUACUAUAUGCACCUGAAUAUAAAUUACACCUUUUACAUUUUUAUAUCAAUGUACACAUAAAACAGACGGAAAUCUGUGUUUCUGUUUUUGAAGAAUGAAAGGGUUUGCGCUGAUUUUAUUAUUGUUUGUUUGUUUGUUUGUUUGUUUGUUUGUUUGUUUGUUUGUUUGUAAAGGGAGGGACUUAGUGGAUCAGGGGCCACCAUUGGGCACUAAUGGGAACAGGCAGUCUCUCAAGAGAGACCAAGGAUUGGGGUGAACUAAUCUCUCUAACCUCUAACACCUUCAGGGCAGGGUAGGGAAGCACUAAAAUUCACUGUGUACACAAAAUUAUUUCACAGGAUAUGACAAAAAAAAUAGUUCUAUGUUUAAGCACGAAAAUGAGCACCAUUACAAAAAUUCACUAUACACAAAAUUAUUUCAUGGAAUAGGACAAAAAAACACAACAAUUAUAUGUUAUUUAUGGUGAGCUAUGUUAUUUUCUUUUUUCACUUUUCUUAAAACUUUCGCACUGAAAAUCACGAAUUUUACACACUUACAACCAAACAUUUAAACCAAAACCAUCAGAGAAGAUGCAAAUAGCAAAACAGUGAUGUAAAACCCCAUUACAAAAAUGAGCAUUUUCAUUACUUAAAUAUUGAAAAAAGUCUGUACGGAUUUAUAUUUAAAAUGUUUUCAUUCUAUUGCUGAAUAUUUAAAAUCUUUUUUUUUUUUUAAUUCCUUGCCAAACUGUCAAAACUGACAGUGGUGUUAUAGAAAAUGAAUUUGGCCAAUAUGAAAUACACAUUUAUAUAUUGAUGUUUUCUAGCCAAAUGUGACAAAAUGUGGUCUCUGUAUUCAGGGAAAAUUCAUGUGUAUUUGAACAAUGGUUUUCCGAAAUUCAGCAAAUUGCUACGGACAAUUGUGUGCUUCCAUUAGUUUGUCGAUUUAUUUUAUAUUGGCAUCUCUGCUUAAAAGUCCCUUGAACAAAAGCCACGGUAUAUAGUCUCAGUCUCUGCCAGCAAAUAAUUACAAUGAUUCUUCCACUUGUUUUUUGUUUAGCCCUCUCCCCUUAUGAACAUUGUGGGUAAAGGGUCACAUCAUUAUUGUUUGUCUUUGUCCUUUUGGUUUUGUGUUAUUUUUGAAAAUUCACAAUUCUAUGCAGUGAACCUUUAGCAGAAUGUGGUAGUAUACCCUAACAAGGUUUUAUAUCAACACAAAUGUACAGCAUGGUGAGCGUGUUUAUCACAAACUCUGAUUUAGAUUUUAUCAGUUUAAAUAAAUGAAGUGUCUUUGUGUAUAAAUGUGUGAUUUGUGGUUUUAAGUUGCAGCAGUAGAACAAGAUGAUUCUAAUUUUAGAUGUUUUUUUUUAUAUUAUUAUUAUUAUUAUUUGCAUGUUUAAAACAUUAUUUUCGCUUUCCAAAUGCAUAUGCAAGUAUAAUAUGAAUUUCAAUACAACAUGGAAACCAUUUUAAGAGUUGUAAGUUUGAGUCAUGUUGCCAUGUGGGCUACCAGCUAAAACCACUGAAGUAGACAGAAGGGUUUCUAUGGCUGUGUAGGUCCUUCGUGCUAAAUUUCUUGGUGGUUCCCAAGUUUAAUACUGUUGUGUUUUUGAUUAAAAUGUAUUUUUACAGA
Messenger RNA from Acipenser ruthenus (sterlet), 7241 nucleotides. RefSeq names its product protein Hook homolog 3. Gene Ontology annotation, biological process: cytoskeleton-dependent intracellular transport; cytoplasmic microtubule organization. The record is from RefSeq and is a predicted model, not a curated record. Gene Ontology annotation, molecular function: dynein light intermediate chain binding; microtubule binding. The coding region runs from base 446 to 2665 and encodes 739 amino acids. Lineage: Eukaryota; Metazoa; Chordata; Actinopteri; Acipenseriformes; Acipenseridae. Gene Ontology annotation, cellular component: centrosome; cytoplasm. The transcript has 23 exons.